Molecule: messenger RNA, 1865 nt
Organism: Bacillus rossius redtenbacheri
Lineage: Eukaryota; Metazoa; Arthropoda; Insecta; Phasmatodea; Bacillidae
Product: sialin-like
Exons: 9
Coding region: 122-1612 (496 amino acids)
Biological process (GO): transmembrane transport; monoatomic anion transport
Cellular component (GO): membrane
Molecular function (GO): transmembrane transporter activity
Source: RefSeq, a predicted model, not a curated record
AGUGGGAUGUGUUCACGGACUAUAAUUAUCGACAGCCUUGCUUGUCGCCUAACAUAAACAGGGCUGCCCACUAUACUCCAGUAUCAGUCUUGUAGUGCCAGACUUGCAGCGAGGAUCCAACAUGGCCGUCGAGAAUGUAUCAGAACCGAAACGCAAGCUGUACGUACCAGCCCGGUACGUUUUCCUCGCGAUACGCGUGGUGGACAUGUUUUUGUCUUCCUUCACGGACGGCGUCAUGCCACUGGCGAUCACCAGCAUGGUCAGGCCUACCACCACGACGACAUCCGACACCACCACUGCAGCCAACGUGUCUUUGACGUCGUCGGACGUUUGCCCUGGAUCAUCCGGGAUCACCAGUAAUAGUUCUUCGAGCGACAGCAAGGGGGGUGACUUCGACUGGAACGAGCUGACGCAGAGCUACGUCACCAAUGGCGUCACGUACGGCUCCCUGCUCUCCUUGAUGCUGGCGGCCCGCCUCGUCCAGAUAUGGAGCCCCAAGCUGAUGGUCACUGCUGCAGGAAUCCUGACGGUCGCACUCACUGCUCUCACGCCAGUGAUCGCUCACUGGAACGUGUAUGCUCUCGUCACAGCCAGGGUGUUGUUGGGGCUUCCCCAGGGAAUCAACAUACCUGCCAUGUUCUCGCUUGAUUCAACUUGGUUUCCUCCAGAUGAGCGCCAGCAACUCUGUAGCAUUAUCUUCGGAUCCAAUAAUGUUGCCAGCAUUGUUUCGUCCAGCUUGACGGGGUAUUUAAUCGACAACUGUGGCUGGGAAGCGGUGUUCUACAUCUUCGCCGGGAUGAAGUGCUUGAGCCUGUGCUUGUGGUUUCUCCUCAUCCACGAUACCCCUCAGCAACACCCCCGGAUAUCCGAAGAGGAGAAAAAUUACAUUGUCUCCACUGUUAAAAAAGAAACAGAAGUGAAGCUGCCAGUUCCAUGGCUCCAAAUCUUUCUAUCCGCUCCUGUUUGGGCAUACAUGUCCAUUUCAAUCUCAAAUACAUGGAUGACAUUCUUCCUGAAUGUCGAACUACCAACAUAUCUGACGAAGAUCCUUCACUACAGUACAACUGACGCUGGCUACCUUGUAUCUGCUUGUAACGCCAUGGCAUUCAUCAUCCAGAUUUUCAGUGGCUUCCUCUCCCAGUGGCUCAGAAGAAAGGAAUACAUCAGCCAUCUGACAUCAUAUAGGAUAUUUAAUGCUGUUGUGACGCUGGGUUCAGCUGCCGCCAUCAUCGGGAUCACGCUGUCAGGCUGCGACACCACGGCGAUUGUGGUGCUCCUGCUGUUCAUCAAAGGCUUCCAGUCGGUCAUCAUAGCCGGCAGCUUCCUCAACCACAUGGACCUGGCCAUCAACUUUGUGCCGACCCUGUCCGGGAUCAACGGCACUGUCAAUAGCAUUGUCGGCAUCAUCUCGCCCACCAUCGCCGCAGCCAUUAUCAACAACAAUCAAACAUUGACAGCUUGGAGAGAUGUAUUUUAUAUAUCUGCAGCAGUAGCUGCUGUUCCUUACAUCAUUUUCUUCAUUUUUGGGUCUGUUGAUGAACAGCCAUGGAACAGAGUUGAAAAUAAAGAAGCCACCAAAGAUCCAGAAGAUCUACAAGCUACCAACAAAUGAAACCUUUCUGUUUGAGACGUCAACAGAAAAUAAUCUCAUUGUCCUAUGUACUUCCCUGGUGGGCUAUACAUAACUUCGCCAAAUGUCUUAACGAGAUGGACUACUACUUCUCAUUCCCUAAAAGAGCCGGAUGUUCGGAAAACAAAGUAAUAUGAUCUGUGCGUGCUUGCAGUCACGUAACGUUAAUGUAUGUGAGUUAUGGAUUUAAACAAAAACAAGAUCUUUUGUACUAAAUAAAAUGUUCUAAAUACAA